Purpureocillium takamizusanense is the source of this 4127-nucleotide messenger RNA. RefSeq lists its product as uncharacterized. Gene Ontology annotation, cellular component: nucleus. Gene Ontology annotation, molecular function: zinc ion binding; DNA-binding transcription factor activity, RNA polymerase II-specific; DNA binding. The record is from RefSeq and is a predicted model, not a curated record. Bases 1114 to 3480 code for a protein of 788 amino acids. Gene Ontology annotation, biological process: regulation of DNA-templated transcription; DNA-templated transcription. NCBI's taxonomy places the organism in Eukaryota, Fungi, Ascomycota, Sordariomycetes, Hypocreales, Ophiocordycipitaceae. The transcript is spliced from 3 exons.
CCUCUCUCAUCCAUCGUCUCGCUUUUUCUCAUCGCUGUUGCCGGCUUCCCCGCACUCACGCACGCAUGCACGCACGCGCCACUCGAGGAUCGACCUUGUCUUAGUUCGGGCGAGACUGAGUCGGUAAGUACCAGGCCAGAGAAGGGCGAAGAAGGGUGACGGCGAAGAAAAGCUGCCGGUGGGCCGGACUCCGCUGCCACAAACCCGGACCAGAGACACGGACGCAAGAAGAGAGGACAACGGCGGCGACGCGACCACGUUUUUAUUGUCGGCACCGCAGGCGAUAGAUAAAAAAGAAACCCGUCGCGCAGCAGACCGAAGGAAGGCGUGCUGUGGGCACGUCGCACACGCAACAAAGAGAUAAGGAAAACAUCACAUCAGGUCAGGCAACGUGCUCUCGCUCCUCUUCGGUGGCACCACCCCCGACACUGGCGACGUCCGCCUCGCAGUUGGCCUGCGCAGUCGGCCGAGCGACACCGAGCGUCGUUUAUUCCCAGCUCCAGACGCCCGCCUCCGCGACAGGGAUUGCAUCGCAGCCUGCACACGUGCUGCCUGCCUUCUCACCUCACCCUCCGGGUUGCCUCUUGGUGGCGCAACGGUGGUGCUGGGCUCCCACCCCCACGGCGCAGCGGUUUGCGAUCCCUAACCCGCCAGCGGGUGCUAAGGUUAGAGAUUGCCUGCUGCGGCGUGGUUCGGCGCUCCUCCGCGGGUACCUUCAGCGAUCGCGGCCCCCCGACGUCCACCAUCGUAGGGCAGGACAGGGCCGUCACCACCCAACCACCACGCUCCUCCCCUCCACCACUCCAGCCGCAAUUGGAAACGAGGCGACCAGUGCCAGCAUCGCCGACGUCGAGUUCUUAGGAGAGGCGAACCCGGUUUCGCAAAGCGUCCCUUAUAAACGGAGCCCCAUCCCAGAAACACCGACGAGUCCCCGGACCCAGUCCACACGCACUGAAUCAUCAUCACCACCCCGUCGGUGUCAAACGGCAAGCCCAGCUCUGAGGCCCAUUAGAACCCUUACCUCAGCAGAAAAGGGGGGGCCGCCCAGUGUGGAGUUUGUUUCUCUUCGCAUUACGGAGUACUGCACUGUACCGUACGGAUCAUGGAAUAGCCAUGGUUGCGUCAAAUGCACCUCCGGUACCCAUGGCCGAGGACGAGGCCACCUCGGGCUUCAGUCACGACGAGGGCGGGUCGAGCGGCGAUGAAACCUCGCACAACGGACCCGCCUCUACUGCCGCUGCCGGCAACAAGAGGAAGAGGACCAAGUAUCAGAAGACAUCAUGCGAGCUAUGCAAGGCCCGCAAAGUCAAGUGUGAUAGGGCUGAGCCUGCUUGCUCCUGGUGUGCCCGCCACAACCGUACCUGCGUCUACCUCGAGAGGCAGAAGCCUGGCAGUCGCAUCGGCUUCACCCUCGAGCUCGAGACCAAGGUGAACCGCGUUGAUGCCCUCCUGCAGACGCUAUGGCGCCGUGUCGAGGACCACAUCGCUCACGACCACGCGAGCCCGUCGCAGCAGACGCUGUCACCCUCCAUCAGCAACCCCAACGCUUCGCAGGCUGAUGGCUUCCCGCCUCAGCCUGAGGGGCCCGCGACGCGGAGACCGGUAGGUGUCCCGGCCGGUACCCCCAUCAUUCCAGGCAGGACGCCGGUGGCAUUCUCCAGCCCCUCAUGGCAGGGUGCCGAGAGCCAAGAUGGGAUGCGAGGCGGCCCUCGCUCGUCCGUGCAAGGACCUCCGGCGGGCAUGUCCAUGGGCGGCGCGGGCGCGGGCGGAGAGUCGUCUCCUUACAACGGGACGAACCACAUGCCUCGAGGACCUCCGAUGCGAGCGGGCUCUUCGUCGCUCUCCGGCGGUUCGGACCUCCCGCCACACGACAUGAUCUACACGCUGGUCGACCUCUACUUUAAGCACUGCAACACGUGGUGCCCGAUCCUGGACCGCAAGACAACGUUUGGCGUGUUCUUUGGAUCGACAUCACAGAGCGAGGUCGACCGCAUACUCCUGCAUGCCAUCGUAGCGACGACGCUGCGGUUCCUCAAAGAUGCACGGCUCUCGUCAGAGAUGAGGGCCCAUUACCACGCCGUGUCAAAAAAUACUGUCAUGAUAUACGCCAUGGAGCACGUCAGCGUCGCGGCGCUCAAGGCACUCGUCAUCCUAUCGCUCGAUGAACUGGGCACGUCCAACGGCCCGCGAGGGUGGAACCUACUAUCCCUACUGGCACAAAACGUACGGCACCUGGACCUCUGGGAAGAGAACAGCAUGUACCUCUCGGCGGGAGAGGAGGACUUGCCACACACGGGCUCAGUGCGACGGGUCACAGUCGGUCAGCCUGAGUCUUGGAUCGAGGACGAAGGUCGGCGGAGGCUAUGCUGGAUGGUGUACCUUUUGGACCGGUACGCGACAGUCGCGACGACGACGUUCGAUUUCAUGCUCGACGACAAGAGGAUGAAGCGCAUGCUGCCGUGCUCGUACGACCUGUUCUCGAGAAACGUGCCUGUGGAGACUGGCUCGUUGGACUCGGCACCGGACGGCCACGGCGGGACGAGGUACACAGUCGGCAAGCCCGAGAACCUGGGCAGCUUCUCGUACCACUGCGAGAUACUACGCAUCCUGAGCCAGGUACACGACUUUCUCAAGACGCCCAUAGACGUGACGUCGUCGACAGACAUGGCCGGGUGGCGCAACACAUACAGGUCGCUGGACUCGGCGCUGGACAACUGGCUCCAAAGCCUGCCGAGCGAGUACAGCCGCAUCUCGGCGCUCUGCCACUCGGACCCGGCCAGUCGCGUGGCCAACUGGUUCAUGCUGCAUAGCGCGUACGUGACGUCGGUGGUACGGCUGCACUCGUCGGCGGCGUACCCGACGGUGCGAUCUCACAUCUUCGUUCCGUCGCACUACGCCAUGCAGCGGUGCGUGUCGGCGGUGCAGAGCCUCCGCGACAUCACACAGGACGUCUACGAGGCCAACGGGCUGGACCUGGUGGGGCCGCCGUUUGCGUUUUCGCUGUGGACGGCGGCGCGGCUGCUCAUCGUGCACGCCUCGGCCAUGGGCUGCCCCGUGGACGGCAAGAUUGACUUCUUCAUUGACAUCCUGACGUACGUGGGGCAGUACUGGGAGGUGGCCAACAACUACGCACGGAUCCUGGCACGGGUGAUGCAGAAGGGCCGACAGAGCGAGGUGCCGUAUGUCGUCAUGAGAAGGAGCGCAUACGACCUCGUGGGGCUCACAUCGGCGACGCGGCGCUCGGGCCUGGACGAGACGUCAUCGCAGUCGGUAUCGCUGAGCGAGCUCGACAACAUUGACGUGUUUGACUUUUUCAACUACCCCAAGGUAGCGGAGCCGGCGCCGCGGAGCAUGGCGGGCGGGCAGACGAGCAUCCUGCUUCAACCGCAGGGCUACGGGCCAGAGGCCAUGCGGAACGGCGGACCAGCUGUUCCGGACCCGGAGGCGGACUGGCUCGGGUACGCGUCGCCGUUCAGCUAGACAAGCGGCGUAAAUGCCACCCAGCAACGUUGAUGACAAGUCACGGGACGUCUCGUUGAGACGAGGCGGGGCGGGGUUUUGAUUUUAGUUUGCAUGUGUACGACCAGUUGCUCAUGACUAGGCGUUGGAUACCAAAUCUCAUUUAGAUGCAUCAAUGACGAAGCACUCGUCUCGGAAUUCAAUGGCUAUCGCGAUGGGCAAGGGUGUCGGACCGUGCAUGCUUGGGAGGGGGCGCAGCAUCGGUGCUGCCUUGUCCGUGAGUCCAACACGUCACUUACUACAUAAAGUAGGCACCGCAAGGGCUGGGGAGGUGUGCUACUAGUACUACCUUGAUUAUCAAGCAGUAUGAGAGGCUUCGUCGGAGCGGCAUGGGUAGGGAGAAAGGACCCGAGUGUGCUGACUUGUCUCCAUAACGGGGCCUACCUACCUACUAAUGUACAACUUAUCCCCCAUCUAUACCUAUUACACGCGAAUCAGUACAAUGCAAGUAGUAUUGUAUAGUUUUGCUGCAUCCGAAUUGGAAGCACCGCUGCCGCCCUCUGCUGUUGUUGUUACACCUUGCCAAGAACCACAGCGAAGCCGCAGCUGCAGCUGCAGCCCACCUGCAGUUAGGAGGUAAACGUAUUGCGUAACCUUCCGUACCGCAC